CGUCGUCGGCGUCGCAGCUCGCAGUUCGGCCUCAUUCAUUUUGCAUUGUGCCUUUCAGCGCAACGGACGUGCGGUGUCGAGACAACGCUAAAUAAGAAAAUAUUGUUAAUAAUAAUAACAACAACAAUAGCAAUAAAAGUAAACUUUAAUAACAACCAAGCACAUUCUGCUGACUUUAAAUAAUGCGCUAAAAUAAAAGCAAUAAAUAAUUUUGCAUAAAUUUUCAUCUAUUAUAUAUUUUUUUUUGUUGUUUUAACACAUUUUUUUUGUGCGCGUUCGCGUGCUGUGUUAAUUAAUUAGUCGAUACAACGUAGAAGAAGUAGAACAACAACAAAAACAAACAAAAAACAAAAACAAAUACGUUAAAAGAAAAGGUUUGCAAGUACCGCCCACAACAGAAUAGGAAGAGCGCAGGAAAAAGAGAGAGCGAGAGUGAGAGCGACACAAAGAGAGCGACAAAGACGACGCCGCAGCAAAGCGGACGCUAAAACUGGCACCGACAACAACAACAACAGCAACAACAAAAUCAUGUCAACAGAUAAUCCCACACAGCUGCUAACAACACACGAUUUGAGCCAACUGCGAGGACAACUACAAACGGCGGCGGCAACAACAACAGCAACGGCAGCAGUUGUGGCAGCAGCGGCAGCUGCCGCACACGGUUAUCACAGCGUGACAACAACAACAGCGCCAACACCAGCACCACCAACACCAUCCGCCAGCCACAUGAACUCCGGCCCAAAGUACGUGUUCCUGCAGCACAACGGCAGCAGUUUUACGGCCUACGAGAAUAGCGCAGCAGCAGCAGCAGCAGCGGCAGCAGCAACACAGUCGGCGAAUGCAAGUGGUGGGGGAAUGGGAGGUGGUGUUGCCACCUCAAGCGGUGGCAAUAUUGUGCUGCUUGCCACAGAGCCAUUGGAGUUGAGUGCAGCCGAUGCCUUGGCCACAGCGGCGGCAGCAGCAGCAGCAGCAGCUGAUGAUGGAGAAUUGCGGCCAUUGUCUUGGUUAAACGACAGCAAUCUGAUCAAAGGUAUUGUCACCACAACAACAACUGCGGCAGCAACAACGGCAGCAACAGCGCCACAUUUGAAGCGUGGUGCGACGCUUAAAGCAACGCCAGUGCCACCAACACCCACCACAAACACAACAACAACAGCAGCAACAGCAACAGCUAUGAGCAACAACAAUAAUAACAACCACACCAACAACAACAUUUGCAUUGUCAGCGACAUUAUCGAAGAGUUGCCAGCGAGCAACAACAACAACAGCAGCGAUGCAAAUGAGCAAUCAUCAAAUGAACCACAGCAAUCACCCGCCGUAUACAGCACCACAACGGUGCAUAAAGGACCAAGUGGCACCACCACCGUGGUGGAGUAUAAAGCGGCAACAAAAGCAAGUGUUGUAACUGCUGCUGCUGCUGGCGCCUUUUUGCAGCGUAACGGCAACACUUUUGUGCCCGCCAUUACAGCAACUGUCAAGCAGCAACAACAACAACAACAGCAACAACCACAGCAGCAGCAAGCACCACAACAGAUUUAUGUAAGCAGCAAUGGAUCGAGUGGUGCAUAUAAAUCGACAGGCAAUACAACCACACAUCAUCCGCAUAAAAAGUAUUUGCGAGAAAAGAUGAACGUACAUGUCGAACAUCAGAACAACAACAACAACAGCAGCAGUAACAACAACAACAACAACACAACCACCAACAAUCUUGGCAACAAUCAUAGUCAUGUGGUGGCCUCAACGGUAACUGUGGUCAGUUCCCCCGCCUCCUCAAACAAUUCAUCGAUCAGCUCCUGUUCGGCGUCAGGUUCCGGCUCCGGUUCCGGUUCCGGCUCAUCGACAGCAGCUGUCAACGGAGGCAAUAGUCCGGUGCCCAAAGCGAGCAACUUUAAUGCCGUCUUCGAUGCCGUCAAUUAUGCAACAAACUCAACGCCCAAUCACAGCAACAGCAACAAUCACAACCACAGCAACACAACCAAAAACAACAUAACCACCAGCGUCAACAACAACAACAAUCACAAUAACAACAGCAACAUCAGCAGCAGCAGCAAUAACAACAACAACAACAACAGCGAUCCACAAUCAGUGACGUCGUCGGUGGUCAGUGCAACAACGCUGCCAGCGGGUUACAGUUUUGUCAGCCAUUUGGGCACCACGACGCAUGUCAUCUCACAACAACAACAGCCCGCCAAUAUUGUCUCACCGGAGACGACGCCUGUGGCGCCACUGCUCCUCUGUGGCAGUUACUACAGUGCGGUGCCAUCACGUUCGGGUGGAUUGCAAUUGUCGAUAACACCGCCACCAGCGCCCGUAACGCCCACAGCAAUGCAUAAUGGUUCUGGUUCUGGUUCCGGUUCCGGUUGCGGUUCGGUUGCCAAUUUGCGGAGUCCCAACAGUUAUGCCAGCUACGACAAUGAGGAUUCGCUAAAGGAGUUCGAUUUGGUGGUGGGCAGUGCAAGAAUGCACACAAGCACACCUCAAUAUCAAACUAUGACCAAGAACAACAACAACAGCAACAACAAUAAUAAUAGCAAUAAUAAUAAUAGUAGCAACAACAACAACAACACUUCAUCCACUGGCGGCAGUUACGUCAGCUCUAACGGUGGCAACAACAGCAGCAACAACAACAACAACAAUAACAAUAACAAUAACACACCACAAAAACAAAAGCAUCCCAAUAAUGUGCCAUACGAUCCGUUUGUGCAUACCAACAACAAGCCGCCAUAUAGCUUUAGCUCCUUGAUCUUCAUGGCCAUUGAGGACUCCAACGAGAAGGCGUUGCCCGUGAAGGAGAUCUAUGCGUGGAUUGUACAACACUUUCCCUACUUCAAGACAGCGCCCAAUGGCUGGAAGAACAGUGUGCGUCACAAUUUGUCGCUGAACAAGAGUUUCGUCAAAGUGGAGAAGGCGCCCAAUAUGGGAAAGGGUUCGUUGUGGCGUGUUGAGCCUCAGCAGCGUCAAAAUCUCAUGCAGGCUCUCAAUCGCUCACCCUACUUUCCCAAUUCGGCCGUCGAUAAGAUUAGUCCGAUGCUCAAGAGUCCCAAUGGCAAUGGCAGUGGCAUCACUAGCUACGAUAGCUUGGAUGGAUCCACUGUCUCUGUACCUUCAGCGAAUGCAACAACGCCAUCAAAAACCAAUGGGGCAAUUGUCAAUGGAGGCAGCCAAGUGGCGGCAACAGUUAAUGGCAACACAGUUGGCAGUGGUGCUGUCGGUAGUGGUGCUGUCGGUGGACAUGCCCGUUUUGAUCCAAAGCUCUUUCCCAAUCUGUGCAAAAAGUUUCGUAAUAUUAGCGAGGAGUCAUCGCAGCCGGCGCAGCUCCUAGGCGAUGUACUUGACGAGGAGCUGCCCGGCGAUUAUGCAACCAACAACAACAACAACAACAAUAAUAACAACAACAACAAGUACAACAAUUAUGCAAAUUUAAAUGGAGGUGCAAAUGGAAUUGUUGGUGGUGGCACCACAAUAUCAACAGCCCCAGUGGGUGCAUUCAACUAUGAGCGUUUGGCUCGCGAUUGUGGUGCGGACAGCAUAGAUGAUGUUCAUGCGGCGGCGGCGAUGCUCUUCCUUAAACACGGACCAAAGGCCUUCAUUGAAUCCUUUCAGAAUGGCGCACCGGUGAUAACUAGCUCGCCUAGCGAGGAUCACACCUAUUCGGCGGGUGGCAAUAGCAAUGCGGAUAGCGGCGCUUCAACGCCACGGACCAAUGGCAAUGGCAAUGGCAAUGGCAAUGGCCAAAAGAGUGGCCAACAAAUACAGUCGAGUGUGGGACAAAGCGGCGGGGAAAGCAAUUGUGCCAACUGUGCCAGUUGUCCCAGCUGUACCAGUGAUGCGGCCUACGACAGCAGUGAAGAGAAUCACAACAUCACGGCCGAGGAGCUGGCGGAUCAGCAGCGAAAGCGCGAUGGCGUUGAUGCCUUGUUAUCACUGUCGCGCUCCUCAAUUAUUGAAUGCGGCUCAUCGACGACGCAUUAUCACAGCAAUGGCAGCAGCGGCAGCAGUCACGGUUCACCGCACAAACGCGCCUCGAGUCGCAGCCUAGAAGAGGAGCAUCAGCUGCAGUUGCAACAGCAACAGCAACAACAGCAGCAACAGCAUCAACAACAUCAGCAACAACAUCAGCAACAUUAUCAGCAGCAUCAUCAGGGCAUCUAUACGAAUGGCAGUGGCAGCAAAAUGGCCUUGCUUAGCAGUGCCGCAGCCAAUGUGGCAGCUGCUGCAGCACUGGCCCAACAACAACAGCAACAGCAGCAACAGCAACAACAACAACCGAUCUACGAGGAACUUUACAGCACAACGGGAUCAGCUGGCAAUGGCAACAGCAACUCCACCUCCAAUUUAUAUAUGCAGACCAUAACUGCUGGCAACGCCAACGGUCAACCCAUGUUGCAACAGCAUCUAAGUGCGGCCAUGGCCAAUGCCGUUGCAGUCAAAAGCAAAGUGAAGCCAAUGCGAACACUACGCACCAAGAUUAUGAAGCGAAAGGCCGCCUGGAUGCGGUGAAUGUGGCGGAAGGCUGGCGGCAGGUCAUAGAUACAUCUGCUGUCUGUCUGUCCGUCCGUCUGUCUGUCUGACUGUUCAACUGAGACACACCCCCAAACACAUACACACACACACACACCCAGUUUCGGCUAUCUCUGCCACUAUCACCUUACCCCUCGCACCAAUUUGUUGUCUCUUUCUAAAGCAAAUUCUGUUCAACGCGUAGCAUUUAGUUUCUAAGUUUUCUAACUAUUUUUAAAGAAUUUUUUUUUUUAAUUUUUGUGUUUUUGUUAUUGAGCGGCGUUUUUCUUUAUAAUUAAUUUUACUAUUACUUAAACUAUAAUUAUUAUUAUUUUAAUUAUUAAAAUUAUUCUAAUUACUACUACUAUUAUUAUUAUUUUUUAUUAACUUUUUUUGAUAGUCUUAUUUUUAUUAGCUAUUAGUUUUUAUUGGACUUUAUUUAGUGGCAAUCGUAUUGCCUGUUAAUUGUUGGCCAUUAUAUAAAUUUAUAUAUAUUUUUUAUUUUUUGAUUAGUUGCAAUUUUCUUUAUUAGCUUUUAAUGAAAAGUUAUGUGUAUAUAUAUUUUACUGAUAUAUUUUAAACAAAUUUUUAAACUCGCAUACAACACAAAAACAAAUCAAAAUACAAAGUAAAACACAAAACGAUAAAGUAAUUAACAAUUGUCCUAUGGUGCUAGCUGGGCACGAAUUGUAAUUUAAAUUUUAUUUAAAAUGUACAACACAUGUGAGAGAGAUAGAGAUCGUUAGAAAGAGAUAGAGCGAUGCAGCGAGAGACAAGGCGAAGCAAUCAGCAGAGGCAGAAGACAAACUGUGUGUAUAUCAGAAGUAACAAAUUUGUGCUAAGUUAAAUCAAAGAAAAUACGACGAAAAAAACAUUUAAAAAAAAACGGUAAAUAAAAACGAAAAGAACAAACAUCUUUUGUAUACAAGUGUUACAAAAAAUAAAAAAAAUGAGGAAAUGCGAAAAACAAGCAAAAAGCAACAAUUGUUAAAUAUAAAACGGAAUGCUUGUUAGUUUGCUGUGAGCAAAAGUUUUAUAUAUUAUAUACACACAUACACAUACAUGUUAACGCAUAUAUAUACAAAUAUAUAUAUUAAGUACUAAACAUAUAAAUAUUUAGCGCCUUAUAAUUGAGUCCUUAGCAAAGAAAAGAGAAAAACACACACAAAAAAUGCAGUGUAAAAUGCUGUUAAAAUUUGAAUUGUUUAAUAUUGCUACGUGUUACAUAUACUACAUACUAUAUUAUUAUUAUUAUUAUAUUAUUAUUAAUAUGGUUAAAAUGAUUAUCAUAUGUUAUAUGAUUAACUUAAGUGCUAACUAAAUCAACCAAAACACAGGCCAAUCAAGCUUAGCAUAGCAAUCCGAAUACCCAAACCUAAAACUAAAUCUAAACAUUAUAAUGAAAACAACAAAAGGAACACAACAAGCGACACUCAAGUAAAUGUUAAAUCAAAGAUACUUCUAGACUCUAAGCAAAACCACAACAACAACAACAACUAACAAUUAGUUAUCUAGGCAUUAAACUAUGUAGUUAGAAACUUGUUCGCAAACUUGUUAACAAUUUGAUUGUUUCCUGGCUUUAAAGUAGCAUAACACACACAAUACAACUAUAAAUUUGUUUUUAGUUUUUAUUUAAUUUUAAAUACAUUAUUUGUUUUGUGGACUAUAGAAAAAAAAUGAGAAAAACAUUAAGACCAAUAUUAAAAUAAAUGAAAGAAACAAGAAAACCUUAGUUAAAAUUAACUCAAUUAUGUACAUACAGAAAAAAAAGCUGUUGGAAAUAUGCUUUACACAGACACAUGCAUACACACAUACAUAUAAAUAUAUAUAUAUAUAUAUUUGUAUAUAUAUAUAUAUAUUUAUUUAUUAUUAAAAAACCCCUAAGUGAAUACACUUCAAGUACCUUUUUAGCAGAAAAGCAUUAAAGUAAAUUAAAUUAAAUUAUAACAGCGCAUAAUAAAAAAA
This is a messenger RNA of Drosophila innubila, 6465 nucleotides long. RefSeq names its product probable cyclin-dependent serine/threonine-protein kinase DDB_G0292550 (gene CHES-1-like). NCBI's taxonomy places the organism in Eukaryota, Metazoa, Arthropoda, Insecta, Diptera, Drosophilidae. The transcript is spliced from 7 exons. Gene Ontology annotation, cellular component: nucleus. Gene Ontology annotation, molecular function: RNA polymerase II cis-regulatory region sequence-specific DNA binding; DNA-binding transcription factor activity, RNA polymerase II-specific. Bases 529 to 4500 code for a protein of 1323 amino acids. The record is from RefSeq and is a predicted model, not a curated record. Gene Ontology annotation, biological process: regulation of transcription by RNA polymerase II.